Molecule: messenger RNA, 960 nt
Organism: Penicillium verrucosum
Lineage: Eukaryota; Fungi; Ascomycota; Eurotiomycetes; Eurotiales; Aspergillaceae
Exons: 5
Coding region: 1-960 (319 amino acids)
Biological process (GO): transmembrane transport
Cellular component (GO): membrane
Molecular function (GO): channel activity
Source: RefSeq, a predicted model, not a curated record
AUGCUUCCACACGCCAAAUUCUGGAGAAGCGGACAUGCUGCGGAGGAAUUACCUUCGCCAACCACCGUCUUCCCAUUCGCUGGACGCAUUGGUGCCAAUCAAGAAUUCGCAGUGGAUAAAGACAACUGUACACAGAUAGAAUUGUUGCAGAAGUUUCCCGACGCUGCUCCCUGGAUCCCAUUAAAGGAUGCCCUAUCUUUGCGACAUAUUCUACAGGUAGAGCUAUGGAAGGCCGCUGCUGUUGAAGCUAUAGGAACAUGUUUGCUGGUAUACUUGACCUGCUUCAUAGCUGUGGGCCUAAGUGAAACUGUGAACACCUUUGCGACCGGUGCACUUGUACCCAGUCUGCUUGGUGGACUUACGGCGAUCCUGGUUCUUCCUUUGUUCAUCUUCGCUACAGGCCCGGUCUCUGGAGCGCAUCUUAACCCCACCAUCACCAUCGCCACAUUCUUCGGGCGACUAGCAACGUUGCCACGAUGCAUUCUGUACAUUGGAUUUCAAACAUUUGGAGGGACCAUGGCGGGUUUGCUGUUGAGAGCAAGCUUCGACACGAGAUCUUUCAUCGUUCCAGGUUGCUAUAUUGAUACUAGGGAAGUCUCAGCUGGCAGCGCAUUCGCCAUAGAAUUCACGACAGAUUUCGCUUUGAUCUUUCUCUCAUUCGGUGUCGGCCUUGAUCCUCGACAGCGCUCUGUAUUCGGGCCAGCCUUAGGCCCUAUCUUUGUUGGCAUUGUUUUAGGAAUGUGUACCUUUGUCACGGGGCUUAGCCGUAUUGGGUACACCGGGUUCUCGGGAAACCCUGCCCGAUGCUUCGGGGCAAUGGUUGGAUCGCAUUUUGCUUCUUAUCAUUGGAUACAUUGGAUAGCACCAUUGAGUGCGUCUAUCAUUCACGGGAUGCUAUAUCAUUUCAUUCCACCUUACUCUCGGAAGAGAACUCCAGAUGUGAGCACGGAAACAUCUUGA